This is a messenger RNA of Thelazia callipaeda (thelaziosis nematode), 1590 nucleotides long. The record is from the annotation of a GenBank genome assembly. Lineage: Eukaryota; Metazoa; Nematoda; Chromadorea; Rhabditida; Thelaziidae.
AUGAUUGCUGAGCAUGAUAAUAUCGUUCAUGAAUUAACUGCAAAAUUGGCUGAUAAGUUGGCGCCAAGUACUUCUGACGAUGAAUCUUUGGACAUGGAAAGAUGGGCUCCAGUAGGUGAGUCAUCCGACGAUACCUGGAUGGAUGAACAAAAUCGUUUCCGAGAACUUGAAAAAGAGCAAGAACGCUUAAACAAUUCACUUCUUUCGUUGUCCACUCAUUUUGCGCAAGUCCAGUUUCGCCUUAAACAAAUAAGUAAAGCAGAUACAGCUGAAAGAGAUAAACUAUUGAAAGAUUUGGAAGAUUUUGCAUUCCGUGGUUGCACUGAUCUAGAAUGGAGUGAAAAAGCGCAUUCGCGAAGUGUAAAUGAAAGUGAGAAAUGCGAUAUAAGUAAACAAAAGGAACGACAAAAAGAAUUGAUCACUCGUUUAAAAGAGCAGUUGCAAGAUUUGGAAAAAUAUGCAUAUGAAACCGGUGAAGGUGAUCUUCCAAGCGCCGAGAUUAUGGCUAGACAGAAAGCAGUUAUCGACAAGCUUCAUGAAAAAGUUCAGUUAAAUCUAGAGUUGGACAGAAUGUCUCAAAGCGAUUUACAAAAAACCGUUGACGAAGCAUUGAAAAAGCUUAUGAAUCCAAUCAAAGCAAAAGAAAAGUUGGUAGAGCAAUUGCAAACACAAAUUAUCGAUCUCGAAAGAUUUGUUAGCUUUUUGCAAACAGAAAUCAAUGAACGACCACCAAGUUCGAUUGCUUCACUACCAGUCACAACUGCGAAAAAGAAUUCCUUAACAAAUUUCAUUAAGUUCAGUCAAAAAUUUGAGCGUAAUCAGUUAAAGCUUACACCUCAAGGAAGUCAUUAUGGGGAUGAACGAGCACAAUUGGAGUUAGCAGUCGAUUCAGCAAUUCAAGUGAUGGAGAAAUAUUUUCUUUUAUCAUUAAAUACAGAAACGUCUCAUUUCAGUCCGUAUUCUGAGUCAUCUGAUGAGGUUUUCGACCGCAGCGAAGAAGAAAUAGUUGCAGUUAUUAGAAAGCGAUUAUGUUCUGCUAUGCGUGGUCUUUUCGAGCAUGGAAUGAAUGAUAGUAUCAAAAAUAAUAAUUUUACUCAGUUCGGUUGCUAUCCUAAAAGACUACAAGUUGCUAGAAGUAGUAGUGUGAGAAGAUUGGAGCAUGUUUGGGAUGUUGUGAUGUAUUAUUAUGACUUAAAGUUUGGUCGAGAAUAUUGUGACGCACCAAUUCGCCGUCUUUCUCAAAGUUAUCAGCUUGAUGCUGUUGCAGGUCGAAGUAUCACAUCAAAGCAGCUUUUAUUAUCAACGAUUGAAAAUAUCGCUUCCACUCACAAUCGUCUAAAGCGGUCUUCUGAUGCAAUGUGGAAAGCACUAGUGUCUGCAGCAUUGAAUGAAAAAAAAUUAUCGGCGUGGACAAGAAUAAUAUUUCGAACACGGCAGAUCGUUGAACAUUGUUAUGCAUCUUGGUCUUACGUUGCUAGGACAGGUUGUGAGGAUACGUGCCAGUUACUAGAACGCCUUCAGAAAUAUAAUUAUCAUUUACCAGUUGAUUUGGCAGUGCGUCCUUUUCAUCAGAUGAAACACGCAUUUUAA